This is a messenger RNA of Chara braunii, 1652 nucleotides long. Lineage: Eukaryota; Viridiplantae; Streptophyta; Charophyceae; Charales; Characeae. The record is from the annotation of a GenBank genome assembly.
GAUUGAUUGAUUGAUUGAUUAGUGUUGAUUAGUGUCUUUUCCGUGAUUGGUUGAUUGAUUGAUUAGUGUCAUGGCCUGAGUGCGAAAGGUCACGCACGCUGGCUGGUGCUUUCGUGCGUCUUAAGAGAGAUGCCUUUGUUCUCCGGAGGCGCCGUGAAGGACGGUGAUGUUCACGAGGAGGAUGACCAAGAAAGGGUCGUGAUGAAGACGAGGGAUAGGACAUUUAACCGGGAUCGGGAUCGGGAUGCGUCGUCAAGGGCGGUUGAUGAUGAUGAACAGAGCCACAAUUGUUGGGUAGGUGAUGAGUAUGAAGAGGAUCAUGAAAGUGAGGAAGAUGAUGAUGAUGAUGUUGUUGUGACAUCAGGUAAGGCAGAGGAGAAUGCUGGGAAGGGUUCAUCGCGAAAAGAGGACAAGGACACCGUGGAAGGAAGCGAGGAUGCAUCUGCAGGCACAGGGGAAUCCAAGAAGAAGAAAAAGAAGAAGAAGACAGGAGAGAAACCGGCAGGGGAUCGAAGUGCGAGUGGUGGACCUGAGCAGGAGGUGUCAAGUCCUGCUGGCGAACAGGUAGAGGAAACUUCGCAGGAAACUCCGAACAGUGUCACGGACAAGAAGGAGGUGCUGAAGAGGCUUGCGUCGUUGAAGAAAUCGAAAUCGAAGAAAGAGAAAGAUGAGGUGGCGGCCAAGGCAAAGCUGGCGGCAGCAGAAGCUGCGGCUAGGAGUGCAAAGAUGUCAAAGAAGAAGGACAAGACCCACUACAAUCAGCAACCUGUUAGAUAAAGUGAUAGCUAUGAUUGGCUGAAGAACUGCACAGGAGGAAGUCCGGGGAAGAAGGGUGGGGGUGGGGGGCAGGGGCAGGGGGGUUGGGAGGGACUCGGGGGGCAAGGGAGAGGGGAAUGUGGAGAGGCACAUCAUGCGAGCUGCGGCGGUGGGCCAUGAAGAUGUACACCAUGAGGGCUCUGGAGAACACAUGAGUGAGUGUCCUUAUCUCCCUGUUCUGCGUGAAUGAUGCAGGCAGGAUGGAUUGCAGUUGUGUUGGUCAUUCUUGUUUAUGAAUGAAGGAGGAUCGACUUGAAUUUUUUUUUUUGCAGGAGCAUGCGUUCCUCAAGUGGCAGCAGCAAAAUGUGUUGCAAAAAUGUAACGUUGAGAAUGGGUGAGAAGAGGAUUUGGGUAGAGAGAGUUGUAGGCCUCGUGCUGUUGCAUUUUGUCCAGGGGCGUGGUGGGGGGGGGCAGGGGGGGGGGGGAGAGAAUGCGGUGAAGUGGGCAACAAGUAGAUUGUGUGGGCAUCAUCAGGAGGGUAUAUAUAUAUAUAUACAUAUAUGUGAAUGGGUGUGAUAUACAGAUAGACAGGUAGUGUGGGUGGAAAUGGUGAGAGGAGUUCUUCUCUUGGCAUUCUUCAUGCUGAGGCAGAGACUGCUCAAGAAAGGAGCUCUUGAUGCUGAGAAAGGCUUGCUGUCAGUAAAAAGGCCCAACACCUGAAGCAGGUUCUCCUUUUGCAUGUGUGAGAAGACCUCUCAGUGCCAAUGGAUGUUUUGCCGUUGGUAAUUGAUGCUCAGAACUGUUGUAGCCCAAUUCACUGCAUUUGUUAUCGUAAUUUUGACUGUCACAGCGUGGAAAGCUUCCUGUUGUGUUCCACUGUAACAUGUUGAUCAAUG